AUGUCCGACCCCAAAGCCGAUCAACGAGGCCCUGUCGCCGAUGCCUUCACUCUUCUACGUCCCGAGCCCUUCAGCUUCAUCAAGCAGGUCGAAGCAGCUGUUGCCAUCAAUCCUGUGGGCUUCCCGAGCAUCCCUGACCUUCCAAGCAUCGUCUGGAAAAGCCGACGCUUCGUCCUCGAGUCACAUCUUGACCGGAAGCGCUCCAAGGGUCGCCGCAGCUGGAUCACAGCCCACGGGGACUUCCUUGCAGAGCUAGGACCCGGUGACGGCGUAAAGGGCGUUGUAUGGUCCUGUAGGAUCUGCGGCCAACGUAACAGGCCACAGUUCUUCGUUGCACAGUCGACAUCCUCAUCU
Molecule: messenger RNA, 354 nt
Organism: Ilyonectria robusta
Lineage: Eukaryota; Fungi; Ascomycota; Sordariomycetes; Hypocreales; Nectriaceae
Exons: 1
Source: RefSeq, a predicted model, not a curated record